Molecule: messenger RNA, 1440 nt
Organism: Linum trigynum
Lineage: Eukaryota; Viridiplantae; Streptophyta; Magnoliopsida; Malpighiales; Linaceae
Source: the annotation of a GenBank genome assembly
GAAGAAUAUUUCCAAAGUUUUAACAAACCACCACUAAGCCGUGAUGAAUACCCAAUGUUCUCCCAGCAUUCCUACUAUCGAAGCAGUACGUCGCUCUUUAAGAGUAAUCGAGACUGGGGGCUACCCAACCCCCCGUUCACCACUCAGCGAGGCACCAAGUCAAAAUAUAGAGACCAGAGUGGUUCCACUUGCACAUACUACCUCUAUUCCAGCACCAGAAGGAAUUCUCACCCCUACUCCGGCACAAGUACGUGAGAUGCAGGCUGAGAUUGAGCGACUCAGAGCUCAACUCAGAGCCAGAGAGGACUCCCAUAUUAAUGCUCCUGGUUCCUCUAGAGUACCGACACCAAAAUACCAGGAUAGAGUUGUUGCCCAUGGCUCGAUCAAUGAACCACCAAAUGCGACAUCAGCACCAGUUGGAUUAACCGCCCCGAGUCUCUCAGCCAAUCUACUCGAACCAUCCCAAAGACAUGGAGUUGUCUCUACAACUGGAGUAGGAGGACCUCUAUCCAUAAUCGUGCAAGAUGAGCCCUACCCACCAAAUCUCCAUUUACCAAGCUUGCCAGAGUAUUAUGGCACCACAGAUCCAGAAGACCACCUUUGCUAUUUUCAAAUCCUAAUGCCAUUAAUCGGAGCAUCUGAUGCAACAAUGUGGAAAAUCUUCCCAGCAACACUCCGUGGAGAUGCCCGACGAUGGUACUCAAAGUUACAAGAUGGUAUUAUCUCCAGCUUCUUCGAAUUUGCCACUCUCUUUAGAUGCAAAUUCUACGCACAGAAAAAACAGCCUAUCAUCAUCCAUCAACUUCUCAGCAUCAGGCAGCGUAAUGAUGAGACACUCAAGGCAUACUAUACUCGAUAUAGUAACAUCGCCAUCGGACUUACAUCCAUCUCCACGGAGAUUGCCACCAAUGCCCUGAUGCGAGGGACUAUCAACACUGUUCUAUAUGCUUCUCUUGCAAAACGGGCUCCCCACAACACUAUGGAGAUUCAAGAGAGAGUUUCAAAAUAUAUUGAUCUAGAAGAGGCACUUCAGGAGGUUAGUCGGGCAGGAUCCAAAAUAAAACUAGAGACUUCAUCCCAUGAUUCUCGCCGACAACGUCAAGUUCUUGCACCCGAGGGCUGAAACUCUUCCCAAAAUUCCAAAAGGGAAGCCACCCUGUUAAAACAAAGCUAUACUCCUCUCAAUCGCUCUAGACAAGCCAUUCUUCAGGUCAUUCGAGAGAAGAAAAUUCCCAUUACUCAACCUCCUCUAGUUAUGAGGGUUUCAGGAUAGGGUCAACAAUUCUACUGCGAAUUCCACCAUUGUACAGGACAUGGAGGAAGCUCUACAGAUCUUUUAUUCUACCCAGCUUUCAAGUCCAUCGGUCUUUAGCUAAACAAAUGUCAACCUCCUAGCAUUUACCUUGUGGGCUUCUCCGGAAAUCAAGUCCCAUUUUUGGG